AUGUGGCUCUACGCAUGGUUUGAACGAUUUUGGCUCCACUUUACGACGUCUUUCUCGCCGUUCACGCUUCACACUCUCUUUACGUUCGCGAUUCAUGAGUUUGCGUACUGGGGCGUGUACCUGCCGUACGCGCUCAUGGACAGAAGCAAGUUUUUCCGCCGCUGGAAGUUGCAGGAAAAUACUUACGGGUAUUCUAGCUCAAGCAAACAGUCACAGAAGCUACCGAAAGAAGACGCGCAGAAGUUUUGGCGCUGUGUAUUGUACGUAGCUGCGAACCACGUGUUCCUUGUGUUGCCGCUGAUUCUGGUAACGCACCCAUUGUUCGAGAAGCUCGGCACAACGCACGGUUUGCCGCUGCCGUCUCUAAGGGAGUUUAUCGUGCAGAUUCUCUUUUGCCUCUUUGUUGAGGAUAUGUGCUUCUACUGGGGUCAUCGCGCGUUACAUACUCCUUGGCUUUAUCGAUACAUUCAUGCUAUUCAUCACCAGUACACAGCACCGUUCGGUGCGGUCGCGGAAUUCGCCCAUCCCAUCGAAGUUAUAUUCCUCGGUAUGUCCACUGUCGCCGGACCGCUCAUUAUAGGCCCGCACCUGCUCACGCUAUGGGGCUAUCUAAUGGUGCGUUGCUGGCAGACGGUAGACUGCCACUCUGGGUACGAUCUUCCAUGGUCGCUGAAUCGAUGGUUUCCGCUGUACGGCGGUGCGCGUCAGCACGACCAUCACCAUAAGACUUAUUCUGGCAAUUAUGCUUCAAUGUUUAUCCACAUGGACUGGUUAUUCGGAACUGAUAAGGCAUGGAGGCUCUCGUUACAGAAGGCGAAAGCGAAACACGUUCGAGCUGUCGCUCAGGAGUUGGCUGUGAGUUUCAGUGCUGAGCGAUAA
Messenger RNA from Cyanidioschyzon merolae strain 10D, 879 nucleotides. RefSeq lists its product as hypothetical. The record is from RefSeq and is a predicted model, not a curated record. Gene Ontology annotation, biological process: sterol biosynthetic process. The coding region runs from base 1 to 879 and encodes 292 amino acids. The transcript has a single exon. Lineage: Eukaryota; Rhodophyta; Bangiophyceae; Cyanidiales; Cyanidiaceae. Gene Ontology annotation, molecular function: iron ion binding; C-4 methylsterol oxidase activity.